This is a messenger RNA of Mesorhabditis spiculigera, 1443 nucleotides long. The record is from the annotation of a GenBank genome assembly. NCBI's taxonomy places the organism in Eukaryota, Metazoa, Nematoda, Chromadorea, Rhabditida, Rhabditidae.
AUGCCGGGCUUAGCAUUGGAGCACAGCACUGCAACCGCUAUCAGAUUUUCAAUCAUUCCCACCUCAAGCACUACCGAGGCCGCCUGGGAUCACUCUGCUAUAGAGGGAUCCGGUUUUCCUGACCUUCGUGAAGGAUCCAGCUAUUAUUCGUCCGGGGCUGAUAACUUUGAUUUUUCUGGAGAUGAUAGAUACUCCUUCUCAGGAUGGCAGGGCUAUUCGAACUACUGGGAUUCGUCCGGAACUGAUAACUUUGACUUUUCGGGAGAUGGCAGCUACUCGGUCUCGGGAUGGCAUGGCUAUUCGAACUACUGGGAUUCGUCCGGGGCUGAUAACUUUUACUUUUCCGGAGAGGACAGCUACUCGUUCUCAGGCUGGCACGGCUAUUCGAACAGCUGGGAGCCGGAAAUGGAGUCACCAUGCCACAUCGACCUCUCGGCCGAUGACAACGGCUACUUGCGCCAGACCCAAAUCCCCGUGUUUCACCCCGGCUCCGAUGACCAGAUCGAUGUCCGUAUAACUGGGAAUUGGCUGCUUGCGGGAUUAGCUGGCGUUAUGAUGAGUAUCCUUUCUGGUUACCUCUAUAUGAAAAAGAGCCCUUUGGAUGGAAAUGUCACUUUGGUGCUCCUGUUGACAUGCUUUUUUCGAUUUUUCGCGGGCCUUUCAAAGAUUUAUGAUGCGAUUUGUAUAUGGAGUUGGCAUUGUGUAGUUGAUCAAGUUGAUGUAUUUUAUUGGGGAAUGGGCUUGAAUACGGUAAUUGCCUCGCUCGAGAUGAGCUUCUACUAUUCGAUGCACUUGGCAUUACAUUGUCUAACAAUCGAUCGAGCUAUUUUGGCUUUUUUCGGGAUUGGCGUCUACCGUUUUGCCCGUUACGUAAUGAUCGUCUAUGGGAUUAUCGUUUCCAUUCUGCCUCUUAUUCCAAUUUGGCUCAUGCUGGGGACAAUACGCGACAACGACCUACACUGCUGGGGUGGUUUCUGGUUCGACCCGACCUACCUUGCGCUCACUAUCACAAAGUAUCAAAACGAAGUCUCUCGCGAGCUAUUCGACGACCUGCGCACUCUGGCACUCCUGAUAAUCAGCUUCACACUGGUGCUGAAUCUGGCGACUUUCUGGCGUUUUAAAUAUCUGACCAUGGUCGAAAAAUGGAACUUGAUCGCCGCCCAUAAUCCGCUACUAGUGAUGAUGUUGGGCUUUUCCAAUCUAUCGUUCUUCUUUGACGAACUGCUGAUUGGGUUGACGCAAAAUACCUUCUAUGUCUUCAAGCGCAGUGACGUCACGGCGAACAUCGCCAAAUCCUAUCGCUAUCACGCCAGCGUCAUCGUGACCGGUAUACUCUUUGUUUGCUACGGAUAUGCGUGCGGCGAUGAGCAGCGCCGAGAAAAAAAACGCGACGUCAUCACUGUCAGCUCGAGCAUGCCUACGAUGAGUGCCAGUGCCGCAGAA